Gossypium raimondii (Peruvian cotton) is the source of this 3589-nucleotide messenger RNA. Its product is annotated as receptor-like protein 7. Gene Ontology annotation, molecular function: protein binding. The record is from RefSeq and is a predicted model, not a curated record. Lineage: Eukaryota; Viridiplantae; Streptophyta; Magnoliopsida; Malvales; Malvaceae. Bases 226 to 3399 code for a protein of 1057 amino acids. The transcript has a single exon.
AUUUGAAGGGUGGCCAGCAGGUUUGAGUCAACACCAAUCAAUGUCUUUGGUCUGAUUUUUCCAAAUUGCUAAGGAGAGGCCCGCACAAAAAUAAAUGCUGAAGAAUGGAACAACUAACAAAGAAGCCAAGCAAUUACUCCACAUCCAACCUUUCACCCUCCCCCUUUAUUUAUAUUGUGAACUUCCCUUACAAUUAUCUUUCAUCUUGCAAUAUCUUCACAAAGAAUGAAAACUUUUCUGGUUUCACGGUUCUCAUUCAAUUCAUAUAUUGCAGUUUUCUUUAGCAUUAGCAACUUGGUUUUAGUAUCUGGCCAAUGUCAGAGUGAUCAGAGACAGUUGUUGCUUGAAUUCAAAAGCAGCUUCAAUUCUACAUUUACUAGUCCAGGAAAGAUGAUGAAAUGGAAUCAAACCUCGAAUUGUUGUUCCUGGGAUGGUGUUAGUUGCGAUGACGGUGGUCAUGUUAUCGGUCUUGAUUUGAGCAAUGGAAUCAUUGUAGGUGCAAUUGACAAUUCAAGUAGUCUUUUUCGUCUUCAACAUCUCCAGCGACUCAAUUUGGCUUUUAAUUUGUUCAUCAACGCUUUUCCUACGGGAUUUGAAAAGUUGGAGAAUUUGUGUUAUCUUAAUUUGUCCAAUGCUGGCUUUACAGGACAAAUUCCAGUUGAGAUUUCACGCCUGACAAGGUUGGUCACCCUCGACUUAUCUGUAAUUUUAUUCCAAAGAUCUUUGGAGCUGGAGAUGCUUGUUCAAAAUCUCACGAGGCUAAGAUUUCUUUAUCUUGAUGGCGUAAAUAUAUCAGCCACGGGGAAUAAGUGGUGCCGAGCCUUAUCGCCACUAACUGAGUUGCAAGUGUUAAGCAUGUCCGACUGUUGUCUUUCAGGACCUAUGGAUUCUUCCCUUUCCAAGCUUCGAUCUCUCUCAGUAAUUCGCUUGGAUCACAACAAUUUGUCUGGCUUGGUUCCGCCAUUCCUUGCAGAAUUCCCAAACUUAACUUCCCUUCAUCUUAAUGACAAUGAUUUGAGCGGAAGACUUCCAGAAGAAAUUUUCCAAAUACCUACAUUACAAGCUCUUGAUUUGUCAAACAAUGAAGUACUGGAAGGUUCGAUUAAAAAGUUUCCUCUCAAUGCUUCUCUUCAGACUCUAAGACUUGCACACACACAUAUUGGGGGGCAAAUUCCAGAAUCUAUCGGUAACCUUGGGCAGUUGACAAGAAUAGUGCUUGCAUUUUGUAAUUUUAGUGGACCCAUACCCAAAACAGUGAAGAAACUUUCCCAGCUUGUCUAUCUAAAUUUUUGCUCAAACAGUUUUUCUGGUCCAAUACCAAAUUUUUCAUCAUCCAGAAAUCUUACAGAGCUAAACCUUGCUGGUAAUCAAUUAAAUGGCACAAUUCAUUCCACUGAUUGGUCAGGCCUUUCUAAGCUAGUGAGUGUUGACUUACAAACAAACAAGUUAAGUGGAACCAUUCCACCAACUUUGUUUGGCAUUCCAUCACUGCAGGCACUUUUCCUUUCCGAAAAUCAGUUCGAUGGCAACAUUGGUGACCUUCAUGGUAAGGCCUCUUUACUGCUUCGUUACCUUGAUCUUAGAAGUAAUAAAUUACAAGGGCAAUUUCCAGUGUCGUUGUUUGAAUUCCAUGGUCUAGAAUACCUGUCACUUUCUUCAAACAACUUCAGUGGUUUGAUACCAAUGACUGCCUUUCAAAACCUGAGGAAUCUUUCUUAUCUUGAUCUCUCAUAUAACAGGUUGUCUAUUCAUGCCACUACUACUAAUAUUUCCUUACUUUCUUUCCCCACAUUUAACAGCUUGGGGUUGGGAUCUUGCAACUUAACAGAGUUCCCUGAUUUCCUAAAAAAUCAGACUAGUUUAAACUACCUAGACCUUUCAAAAAACAAAAUUCAUGGGGGCAUACCCAAUUGGAUUUGGAAAGCAAAAAGUCUUUCUUAUCUAAAUCUUUCUCAGAACUUUCUUGUAGAAUUCGAAAGACCUUUGAGGAAUAUAACCUCUACUCUUUGGUUUCUUGACCUGCAUGGCAACCAAUUGCAUGGGAAAAUCCCAAUUCUUCCAUUGCAUGCCAUCUAUCUGGAUUACUCAAACAACAAUUUCAACUCUGUUUUACCAGCUCACGUUGGUGACUUCCUCCAGUCUGCUAAUUUUUUCUCCAUUUCAAAUAAUAAUUUUCAUGGGAAUAUCCCUCGGUCAAUAUGCAACAGUUCAGCUCUUAAAGUACUUGAUCUAUCUAAUAAUUCCUUAAGGGGGCCAAUUCCUCAAUGCCUCUUUCAGAUGAACGUGUCUCUUGGAGUAUUGAAUUUGGGGGGAAACAAUCUCAGUGGCAUUAUCCCUGACACUUUUUCAGAAAGCUGUCAGUUACAAACCCUGCAUCUCAAUCAAAACCGAUUGGAAGGAAAGGUUCCAAAAUCAUUGGCCAAUUGCAAAAUGCUGGAGGUUCUAGACAUUGGCAACAAUCUAAUCAAUGGCUCAUUCCCGUGCCAUUUGACGAGUAUAGCCAUGUUACGUGUCCUUGUUUUACGAUCCAACAAUUUCAGCGGUCACAUUGAUUGUUCUGGAGACAAUAGUGGAUGGAAAAUGCUUCAAAUUUUUGACUUAGCAUCCAACAAUUUUAGUGGUAAACUGCAUCUGACAUGUUUGGGGACGUGGGAUGCUAUGCAGCCUAAUCGGAAUAAAAACCAAUCGGAGCUUAAAGAUCUCCGGUUUGAAGGCGAAGCACUCGAUCCAUUUUACUAUCAAGAUUCAAUAAUAGUUACCAUCAAAGGUUUGGAGUUGGAGCUAGUGAAGAUCCUGACCAUUUUCACCACCAUUGACAUUUCAUGCAACAACUUUGAAGGGCCAAUACCAGAAGUAAUAGGCACAUUCAAAGCACUUUAUGGCCUCAACUUCUCACACAAUGCUUUCUCAGGGCCAAUCCCGGUAUUUUUUGGAAACCUGCGAGAGCUAGAGUCUGUGGACCUCUCAAGCAACAGUCUAGAUGGUGAGAUCCCUUUGCAGCUGGCAAACCUCAAUUUCCUUUCAUUUCUUAACGUCUCAAAUAAUAAGCUGGUGGGUCCAAUCCCAACGAGCACCCAGCUUCAAUCAUUUUCAGAAGCUUCAUUUGAGAACAAUGUUGGAUUGUGUGGACCUCCUUUAAAGGCAACAUGCGGAUUACCACCAGCUAAAACAGACAACCCUUCGGAUGCUAGGAGCACUAUCAACUGGAAUUAUAUAAGUGCUGAGACAGGGUUUUGCUUUGGAUUCGGAGUUUCCGUUACACUUCUUAUCUUUUGGAAGAGAUGGAGGAAAUGGUAUUUUGAGCGCAUGGAUCGUGCUCUUUCCUGGCUUUUCCCUUGUUUGCCUCUUGAAACCAGAAAGCAUGGGAGGAGAGCUACCCGGAACGAAAGGAGGCACUAGCAAAGAGUAGGGACUAGGUUAAAAGAAGUCGUCUUCGUUGUAUUUUUCAGUUUUUGUAUGCUUAUACUUUCCUUGUAAUAAGAUUAUCCUGUUUCUUUUGGAUUAAAUAAUGAUGUCUACCAGCUAUGUUGUGCUUGAAACUAGGCUAGCAUUCUUACAGUUUCAGGCAAAUGAAAAAUGAUUUCACUUA